AUGGCCUGCGCGCACACGCUGCCGCUUCGCGCUUUGCUUCGCGGCGUCCGCCUCCGCGCCUGCCGCCGUUUGCUGAGCAGCACGAGCGGCGCCGCGUCGGCGGCGCGCAGCAUCGUCCCCGAGGCGCCGUGGUACCUCCGACGUCCUGUUCGCGUGUUCCGCGUGGCGGUGCUUGGCUUCACGCUGUACCAGACCGGCAAGGCGGCCGGGCACACCGAGGCGCUGCAGGACCCGGACGGGAUGGUCAAGACGCUCGUCAAGGCGAUCCUCGAGUCGCAGCACGUCUCGAGCCGCGGCGCCAAGCCAGAGGCGCACGGCGCCGACUCGCCGCUGCAGGUGCACGUCAAGGCGGUCGGCGAGCGGGUGCUGGCGGCGACGCGCGCGUGGGUCGCGCACGAGACGGCGCGGCUCGAGGCGGAGCUCGAGGCGGCCAAGGCGCGCGGCGAGUACCUCGGAGACCUGCGCGACCACCUGCGCGACCUGCGCGCGGGCGCCGAGCGGAUCGCGGGCGAGUGGACGUGGCUGGUGACCAACUCGGAGGGGAUCAACGCGUUUGUGUCGCCGUACUGCCCGCGGCACGUCUUUGUGCACGAGGGGCUGCUGCACGCACUCACGCCGACCGAGGACGAGCUCGCCUUCUUGAUAGCGCACGAGCUCUCGCACGUCGUCUUUGCGCACGGCGAGCGGCAGCUCGAGCACGCCACCCUCAGAUGCGGAAGAGACACUCCGCAGCCAGCACCCCGUGAGGAGACACGCCGCGCAACGCCGCUCCACCCGCACACCGCCAUCGCCGCGACCGCGCAGCUGGUGGUGCUCUCGCUCAUCGACCCGACGGGCGUGCUCGAGUUCGUCCUCACCGCCACCUUCGGGCAGUGGCUCGAGGCCGCCUACGGCCAAGGAGCCGCCUACGUCAAGGAGUACUCGCGCGUCUCCGAGGCGCAGGCGGACGACUGCGGCAUCGGCAUCCUGCACGCGGGCUGCUUCGACAUCCGCGCCGCGAGCUCGAUGAUGGCCAAGGUUGGCGAGGCGAGCGGCCACACGCGCGCCUCGUGGACCGACACGCACCCGCCCCCCCUCGAGCGGGUGGAGCACCUCCAGCGCCGCGCCGUCGCACUCGCCGAGGAGGGGACGCACCAGGACUGCCGCUCGGUGGUGCAGCUGCUGAAGCGGCUCUACCGAGCAUCGACGAGGAGCAAGAGGGAGUUUGCGUAG
This is a messenger RNA of Emiliania huxleyi CCMP1516, 1212 nucleotides long. RefSeq names its product peptidase family M48. Bases 1 to 1212 code for a protein of 403 amino acids. Gene Ontology annotation, cellular component: membrane. The transcript is spliced from 3 exons. NCBI's taxonomy places the organism in Eukaryota, Haptophyta, Isochrysidales, Noelaerhabdaceae. Gene Ontology annotation, molecular function: metalloendopeptidase activity. The record is from RefSeq and is a predicted model, not a curated record.